Messenger RNA from Macroventuria anomochaeta, 1290 nucleotides. RefSeq lists its product as uncharacterized. The record is from RefSeq and is a predicted model, not a curated record. The transcript is spliced from 4 exons. The coding region runs from base 1 to 1290 and encodes 429 amino acids. Lineage: Eukaryota; Fungi; Ascomycota; Dothideomycetes; Pleosporales; Didymellaceae.
AUGCCGGCACUCAAGCCAAUCUUCGUCAAGGCCUAUUGGGCACUAGCCGGCCUCGGUAUGAUAUGGGCUGCAUUUCUGAUAGCGUUGAUCAAUCCGACAAUACAGCGACACGCCCUGUAUGCCCACAAGAUCAACACGAACUACUGGCACAACGUAUCAAACCCGGAGGAGUUUGGAUUUGCCAAGGGCCAAGUUCAGCCUUUCUGGCUCGAUACGACAGAUAAUGAGCGACUGUUCUGCUGGCACGUGCUUCCCCUGGAUGUGUACUUGCAGAAUGAGGACCAAUUGGUCAUGAGUACAACGACAGGAGAGGUGGUCGACAAGCUCAAGGGGACAGCUGGAGAGAAGCUACUGAGGGUUGAUCCCGAGGCGAGAAUCGUUGUGAACUUCCAUGGGAACGCAGGCCACCUGGGACAAGGCUGGCGUCCAUCAACCUAUCGCUCAAUCUCUGGCAUUCCCCACACCCAUUUGCUCACUUGCGACUACCGCGGCUUCGGAUUGUCCACACUCAACAACAAACCCCAUCUCCCUACAGAAACCGGUCUUAUCACGGACGCCGUAUCUCUGCUUUCCUACAUUGAAACCGACCUCAACCACCCAUCAACCCGCACCGUCCUGCUCGGCCAGAGUCUAGGGACAGCUGUAACUGCCGCCUCAGCCCUCUACUUCGCUAACCCAUCAUCCCCCGACCUCCCCUCUGACCUAGUCCAUGUAUCUCCUAUCCCAAAAUCCCACGCCGGAUUCGCCGGCAUCGUCCUCGUAGCCCCCUUCCGAGACCUCGCGACCCUCCUCGAAACCUACAAAAUUGGUGGCUUCGUUCCAAUACUCCGCCCCUUACGCGGGUAUACCCGGAUCGCCAAUUUCCUCCUCUCGCGCAUCGUAGACCACUGGCCCACACUUCCACGCUUGCGCUCCCUCGUAACUCUCACUGCCGCUUUAAAAACGCCCAUCAGGCUCACCCUGCUCCACGCUCGCAACGAUCAGGACAUUGACUUCCGCCAGUCCGAAGCUUUAUUCCAACCUCUUCAAUCUACGAUGCUGGGAGAGGAGGGCGUGAGCGCGAGGGAGGAGCGAAGGAGUAUCCAUGGUGGGGAUAGGGUGAAGAGGGGCGCAUUUGCGUUUAAAAGAGUCGAGGAUGCGAGGGGCGAGAGAGUGUGUGAAUUGGAGAUUGUGAGGUUUGGGGGGCAUAAUGAGGUUGUGGGGUGGACGCAGGUUAGUCUUGCGGUUAGGAGGGCGUUUGAGGCUGUUGAGGCGAGGACGGAAAGGGGUGUGGGGUUGGAUGUUGAGUAG